AUGACAACUGUGAGAGCUUUGAUAGCCACUGCUGUAAAGAAGCACUGGAAUAUAUAUCAGUUGGAUGUUAAUAAUGUUUUCCUUCAUGGAGAGUUGCAUGAAGAAGUAUACAUGGACAUUCCACAGGGAUUGGAUGUUACCACUAAAGGCAUGGUCUGUAAACUUAACAAGUCACUACAUGGUUUAAACAGAAAACAAGGUAUUUCCACUGUGUUUAUAGCUGUUUAUGUUGAUGAUAUUCUACAUACUGGAAAUGAUGUUGAAGAUAUUGAUCAAUUAAAGAGGAAGUUUGUACUUGAUCUUCUCAAAGAGUAUCACUGCACAGAAUACUCUAGUCUUGCUUCUCCUCUUGACUCUUCAAUCAAGCUUAAAGCCAAUGAAGGGAAACCUCUGGAAGAUCCUAGUUAA
This is a messenger RNA of Solanum lycopersicum (tomato), 408 nucleotides long. The record is from RefSeq and is a predicted model, not a curated record. Lineage: Eukaryota; Viridiplantae; Streptophyta; Magnoliopsida; Solanales; Solanaceae.